GAAAACCCUCUAAAGAUGCUGUGUCGUGCCACUGUAGUGGCUUCUUCCUCUGCCUUUCUCUUCCUCCGCUGUUGCCUCCCAACUCUAGUCAGCCUCCGGCCGGCCGUCUCCUUAACACAGAACACCAUGCCUUCAAUUAAGUUGCAGAGUUCUGGUGGAGAGAUAUUUGAAGUUGAUGUGGAAAUUGUCAAACAAUCUGUGACUAUCAAGACCAUUUUGGAAGAUUUGGGAAUGAAUGAUGAAGGAGAUCAUGACCCAGUUCCUCUACCAAAUGUUAAUGCAGCAAUAUUAAAAAAGGUCAUUCAGUGGUGCACCCACCACGAGGAUGACCCACCUCCUCCCAAAGUUUAUGAAAACAAAGAAAAGCGAACAGACGAUAUCCCUGUUUGGGACCAAGAAUUUCUGAAAGUUGACCAAGGAACACUUUUUGAACUCAAUCUGGCUGCAAACUACUUAGACAUCAAAGGUUUGCUUGAUGUUACAUGCAAGACUGUUGCCAAUAUGGUCAACAGGAAAACUCCUGAGGAGAUUCACAAGACCUUCAAUUUAAAAAAUGACUUUACUGGGCCGGGAGCUGUGGCUCACGCCUUUGUUAGUAUUAGACAAACAGUAGACAAAUGCAGCAGCAAGUCAAUGGUAUUAGCGGAAUAUUGUCCUCAUUGCAUGUGUAGUUUGAGGACAGAUUCCAAACCUAUGGCUGAGUUUCUUCCAGUAUGA
Messenger RNA from Pan troglodytes (chimpanzee), 717 nucleotides. Its product is annotated as S-phase kinase-associated protein 1-like. Gene Ontology annotation, biological process: ubiquitin-dependent protein catabolic process. The coding region runs from base 16 to 717 and encodes 233 amino acids. The transcript has 2 exons. Lineage: Eukaryota; Metazoa; Chordata; Mammalia; Primates; Hominidae. The record is from RefSeq and is a predicted model, not a curated record.